This is a messenger RNA of Cygnus atratus (black swan), 1593 nucleotides long. Its product is annotated as inositol 1,4,5-trisphosphate receptor-interacting protein-like 1. Gene Ontology annotation, cellular component: membrane. Lineage: Eukaryota; Metazoa; Chordata; Aves; Anseriformes; Anatidae. The record is from RefSeq and is a predicted model, not a curated record.
AUGCACAUUGUGCCAUUCCCUGAGACGGAGAACCAGAGCAAGCACACCAGUGUGAGACCAUGGCUUCAGGCACUUUUUUUCAUCCUGACGUUCCUGGGUUUUGGCCCGCAGAAGGUCGGCGAUGAACUAGAUGCAGAUACAAAUGAGCCCAUACAGCAGCGUGCGGAGAUGCUGCAGGAGCGCAUGAUGCAGCUCCUGUUGGAAAUUGAGAAGAGGGACCAGGAGCGCCACAGGCACGGUGGCAUGCAAGCCGUGCUCUUAUCUGUGUUGCUGCGCUGGCAGUUCUGGUUCAGCAUUGGAGUUCUUGUCCUUUUCUUCUGGUACCUCUGGUGGCUUCUUAGAAGGAUCCGAGAGCCUGACAGCAGCAGUGAGGAGGAGAGCUCCAGUAGCGAAGAAGAUGAGAGCUCCAGUAGCGAAGAAGAGGAGGAAGAGCAAGAAAGACCACGACCAAACCCCAAUAAUGCAGACGAUCUGGCUGAUUAUGUAAGUCAGCGCAUCUACUGGCCACUUCCAAAUCCAAUCAUCAGAUGCUAUCAGGUGGUGGAGGUGGUGGAAGACCUCCUGAAUGUCUACAGCUCGGUCUUUCAAGAGACUUUCUUUCCGGAGCUGCAGUCAGCCAUCGGAGUGGGCAGUGCCUUUGAAGGUUGGAGUCCCCGUGAGAAUGACACUGUCUACCGCCUACUUAUGCCCAUGACGGCCCCCCGUGGGCACUCCUUCCACCUGGAGCUGGGCAAUGAGGACGAUAUGCUGGCGAGGAACUCCUCUAUCCGUGUCGAGCUGGAGUGCACGUGCGCGAGGGAGCAGGCCUUUGAGGACAUGCUGUGCUUCCUCCACCAUUCUGAGGAUGAGCUGAAAAAUCAGGAGCCGAGCCUCCUAGACACCCUCUGCACCGACUCCUACCUAGAUGCGGAGAAGACUGCAAGGUGGUUCCAGAACUUCGUGAAAACAGCCUGGGUGGUUAUGCCUCAGUCGCACAUUUACAAUGUAAAAGUGCUACCUUCCAGCCGCUCCUGCAAGUUCCAGAUGACAAAUGCUACCAAGAGAAACCUCACCAUUGAGAUAAUAUUUGGGGUUCAGCAAGGCAAUUCAGACAUCUUCCUGAGCAGCCAGAGGACGGAGGCCAUCUUUACCCGCAGCACAACAUGGCCACAGAGCUGUGCUGUUGCAGAGAGGAAGUUCUUCCAGCACAUAAACGCCGAAGCCUGGUUCUACAGCUUACACCUCAAGUGCAUGCAGAUCUGCGCCCGUAUGCUGGUGGGCACAAGCAUUUCCACUUAUGUCAUCAAGACUGUUGUCAUGCACCUCCUGACCACCAUCCCCUUGGAAAUGUGGCACAGGGAGGAUUUUCUGCUGCGGCUGGAUGAUAUCAUUCGGUACCUGCACUGCUGCCUGGAAGAGAAACGCCUCAACCACUUCUUCUUUGGCAACGAGAUGGUGCCCGAUGUGAUUGUCCUGCCACCAGCCUUCCAAUUUUCUGGCCCAGUCAACCUUUUCGAGCACCUGGAGCAGGACACGCAUGCCUACACCCACGCGCUGGAAGAGUUCCAGGAGCUGCGCAAUCGGCUCACAAGACUGAUGAUCUAUGGACACUGA